AUGAACUCUUUUAUAAGAUUUGAUAAAGCUGAAUUAGGACUAGUUCUUGAUCAAACACUACCAGGAACUAGAGUUAUGUUUUUACAUGAUCAUUUAUUUUCUAAUGGUUUAUAUAAUGGAUCAAUUGAAGUUGUACUGGAAAUUCUUGAUGAAGAAAAUAUAAUAGUUGCAUUUCCAUUAACACAAGAAAAUUCUUUAGAUGAACAAAUGUUAGAUGAAUAA
Molecule: messenger RNA, 222 nt
Organism: Diversispora eburnea
Lineage: Eukaryota; Fungi; Glomeromycota; Glomeromycetes; Diversisporales; Diversisporaceae
Source: the annotation of a GenBank genome assembly